Molecule: messenger RNA, 2181 nt
Organism: Xiphophorus hellerii (green swordtail)
Lineage: Eukaryota; Metazoa; Chordata; Actinopteri; Cyprinodontiformes; Poeciliidae
Gene: yrdc
Product: yrdC N(6)-threonylcarbamoyltransferase domain containing
Exons: 6
Coding region: 82-885 (267 amino acids)
Biological process (GO): regulation of translational fidelity
Cellular component (GO): cytoplasm
Molecular function (GO): nucleotidyltransferase activity; tRNA binding; double-stranded RNA binding
Source: RefSeq, a predicted model, not a curated record
AAAUCUCUGUCAUUGCAUCAGGCAUCAACAUGCUCCAUGUUAGUGGAAUAUCCGGCUUGUGUUUCAGUUUAGCUUGAUUUUAUGCGUUCGUUUGUAUUUGUCGCUGCUGGAUUGAUCAAAUAUAGAGGAUCUCACUGUUCAGCGGUCGCUGGUCGACUCGGAACCGAAAUGUGUAAAGAACCGAAGACUAAACUGCUCCGCUUGUACCCGCCAACCUCCAACGGGCCGACGGUUCAUCAAGAGACCCAAACAGAUGACUCUGAAAUCCUGAGCUGCACAGUGAAAGCUCUGAAAGACGGUCACAUUGUUGCAGUGCCGACAGACACUAUCUACGGUCUGGCGUGUUUGGCCCAAAACUCUGAGGCUGUCAAAAAAAUCUACGAAGUGAAAGAACGGAAUGGACAGAAGCCGCUGGCGAUCUGUGUUGGAGAAAUUCGGGAUAUCUAUCAGUACUGUAAGGUGAAGGUGAAAGAGGAUCUUCUAGGUGAUUUACUGCCUGGUCCCGUCACUCUUGUGUUUGAAAGAUCUGAAAAGCUGAAUACAAAUCUCAAUCCUUUUACUUCACUUGUAGGCGUUCGUAUUCCUGAUCAUGCCUUUAUGAGGCGCCUCUGCCAGAUGUGUGGGGAACCAUUGGCACUGACAAGUGCCAACAUCAGCUCAAAUACCAGCACAGUGGAAGCACAUGAGUUUCAGGAGCUCUGGUCAAAACUAGCUGUGGUGGUGGAUGGAGGACCAAUAGGAGACCAGACCCGGCAGGGGUCAACUGUGAUUGAUCUGUCAAUACUAGAUAAAUACAGAGUCAUCAGACCAGGCUGUGCCCUUUCUGCCACGCUUGACGUGUUGGAGCACAAAUACGGACUGUCAGAGAACUCAAAGGAGGAAUGACCUUUAAACCCUUCGCACUCCAAACCCACGCUAAGACGCACAACCUGUUCUGACCCAAAGGUACUCAGGAAAGUAAGAAUGUAAGAGCUGGACGUUCCCAUGGAAAACAAAACAUGUAGGGAAAACCUAAGUCUGUCAUCACAGAUGGUGGCUCUCUUAAACUGAGAGUUGCUUUUUCUUUUUGUAAUUUUUUUAUUUUUUAUUAUUAUUAUUAUUAUUUUUUUUUGCUUAACCUCUGAUCAUGAUGUGGUGUAGAGGUUCAACAUGUCUCUUUAUUCAGGAAUUCAAUAAAUGAAGUAAGCUGAAUCUUCUGUAAUAUUUUUCCUCUUUAAAUCUCUUCAUGUUGUGAAAGUUUUUACUGUGUGCCUAAAUUAUCCUUUGUAGCACAGUGAAAGGAUUAGACUUCAAUAAAUUGUGUUUUAUUGUAACUCAGCCACAGAUAUUUUAUACCUGACAGUUUCAAAUUCGCUCUAUGGUUAUUAAUUUUAAUAAUCUAUUAGAUGCUGUUCCAGUUCCUCUUUUUUGUACCAAUUGUUGUUCCAUUUGUCUACUUUCAUCCUAAAUUGGACCUGGGUGUUUUUUGUAUCUUAAUUUCAUCGUCUGUUUAAUAUAUUACUAUAAUAAAAGCUUUAUUUAUCUUUUAACUAUAUAUUAAAAACUUUAUAAGCCUUUAAAAUUAUUUUUGCAAACAUUUUAAAGAUUAUAUAAAGUACAUAUUUCUCGACGAAUAUUCAUGGACAAUAAAAUCACAUAACGUAUGGAUUUCACACACAAAAAAUUAUUCCAGUGUUGUUUACGUUUUUUGUUAACGUCAAAUGAAACAAGCAGGAUUAUUAAUUUUGAUUUCCGAAAGAUUAAUGUAUUUUGUGCCAAAGUUAAACUCCUACUACAGACUGUGAGCCUGACGUGGACAGUGAUGACUAUGUUCAUCUUUCUAACUUUUAAUUGUUAUAAAUUGGUUCAUAUUCCAGGUCUGAAUUAUAUAUAUAUAUAGAAUUUGUUGAAUUUUGUUUGAAUGCAGUCUUAGUUCAUACCAGUUUACCCAACCUAAAACUUGAGUUUAAACAGAACACAUAACUCUUAAAGCAGUCACGUGGUAUCUUUGGAUACUUUGUGUGUGUGACAUAACGCAAAAAUGCAACUACUGUUGUGCUAUUGCUUUAAAAUAUCCAUGCUAAUCCUGGUAUUUAGUGAAAUCGUUCCUGUUAUAAAAUAUGUCAGAGGCAAUAAUUUGCUGUACGCCAAGUAUUCGCCAAUUAUCUUUUUAUUGAUGACUAAUAAAUUGCUUGAAAAUCA